Messenger RNA from Cantharellus anzutake, 2178 nucleotides. RefSeq lists its product as uncharacterized. Bases 424 to 1899 code for a protein of 491 amino acids. The transcript is spliced from 11 exons. Gene Ontology annotation, cellular component: Rpd3S complex. Lineage: Eukaryota; Fungi; Basidiomycota; Agaricomycetes; Cantharellales; Hydnaceae. Gene Ontology annotation, biological process: regulation of transcription by RNA polymerase II. The record is from RefSeq and is a predicted model, not a curated record.
CGCAUUGUUUGCGAGAUUCAUGGGCAUAAACGCGAGGUGCAGCUCGUCGACGAGUGCUGCAUCUGCACUUGACCAGAAAAUUCGAUUACUUUCUCAUGUUUUUGUAUUGAGGCAACGUGUUUUUGUGAGCCAGCGGCAAAAGAUGCCGGUGACAAGUCAUCUGUCUCUAGUUGCAGUGAGGAACGGGGAAAAAUUCGAGUAUGAUUGUGGAGUUUGCUCAUGUUGUUCAACUGCCGCCCGCCUGUUUACUACUUGCAACCAAUCUACUACCUGCAGAGGACACUAAUCAGAUAUUACACUCUGCGGCGUUACGGGAGGCUGUUGGGCGUCCUCACUCCCGAUAGAGGAUCUGUUGGCCUAAGUGAGGGGCCAACUCUAGGCAGGUUUGGGCGAGGUUUUCUCAGCGGACAGACGUAACGCCCAAUGUCUUCCCAAGUCGCAGCGUUCGCCGACGGGCCAUACGCACCCAUUCUAAGUGCACCUGUUAACAUUGAGGGGACAGAUCUCUCACUAGCGACGGAGAUCUUACCUGCGCCUCCACCGGUUGCCUUCAUUCGACUGCCAAUGAACAGGAGGCCAGGGGACCUAGCUAAGCGACCGCUCCCCUCUUUCAUACCCACAAGUGAUCCAGGGUCAACAUACGCGACCCAUAGCGCACCGACGCCUAUGGUAACGACUACAACUGGAGUGUCUGAUGACCAAGGAAGGAGGAAACGAGCGAGACUCGAGAAGUUACCUCUAAAUCGCGCAUCAAGGUCGUCUACACGGUACAGCAUCAGUCUGGCCCCUGCCAGUUCUCCACCGCCAGAACUCCUCCCACCGCCAAUCAUCACCCCCCAACCUGCGGGCCCAUCCACCGGAUCUCGUAGUAGCCCCGCUAGCGAUGACGGGGCGCUCGCCUCAGAACCUUUACGACUGGAAGAUACUCCAUCCCUCCUUACCAACAAGUCGAAGAAAGGGCGACCUCGCAAAGGCAAACUUGACUCGAAGCCUGAUUAUGCUAAAACGGAAGAUGCAGGGGAUCCAGAGCGAAACGACGACAUUUGCGCUUGUUGUUCCAUCUCACACCAUGCGUCGAACGCCAGCCCGCUCUCGCACUUUCUCUAUUGCGAUGGAUGCACUCGCUCGUUCCACAUGGGCUGUCUGGAUCCCCCAAUCAUCGACAAUGAGGACAUGCCCCCCCCAGACAAGGAUUGGUUCUGUCCGGCAUGUAGCGCCAACAAAGCAUCCCUGUCCAAGUCCCCGACCAUCGAUUCCCCUUUCGAUCACUUAAUCUAUGAACAAGGCCUCCAAUUGCCUCAAGUAUUUUCCCUACCAGAAGACAUCAAAGCCUACUUUAAGAAUAUUGCUACGGGUUACCAAGAUGCAAUCGUUCGUCAGCGCCAGGCUCGGAUCUGGAAUCUCUUCUGCAAGAUGCUGAGAAUGAGAAUUAUCUCCUGUGAUUACUGCAAUCUUCACUGGCACCUCGACUGCCUGGAUCCCCCGAUGACAGUUAUGCCGCCUCCCCUCAAAAAGUGGAUGUGUCCGAAUCACGCCGACCAUGUGAUGCCUCCCCGCCGCAGUACCAAAAAUCCCCGUAUCAUUGAGGUCAAACAUCCUGGGACAAGAAACAACGGGAACAUAGAAAUUAUCCCUUCGGCAGAGGACCUGGCAAAGGAAACCGUGCCAUACGAUGAGAUUUAUAUCAACAAUCGACGGUACUUGAUUCCCGAGAAGGCGAUAAGGCUAGACUUCCUCCAGAAGAUGUUAUUGCAAAUCUCCAAGGGUCUAAGGUCUCUCGCAUUCGCGAAUGGGCCAGAUCAGUCCCUUUCAGAUUUCGUCCACUCGAUCUUCUCGGAUCGUUCCAGAUAUACCUCUUGCAUCUCCCUCACCUCGUCCCAAACCCGAUUCACAUGUUAAGGCGGGCUCUACAGCCACCUCAUUUCGCAUUCGACUCAAUCGCAGCGGCAGCGCUGCGGUUCCAGGGGCGAGUCCGUCAACCGUGACUACACCUUCCAAGAUGAGCCGGCAAGAUUGCGGUUCGGUUUCUUCGCCUGCGCCCCCGUUAUCUGUCAAUGCCGAUCCCUUGCUACAAACUUCCAACUGUUCACUAUCCGGUCGUGCGUCACCCUCAGCAAUUUCCCUUCCUCAGCUGUCGCCACAGGAGAUACGGCAGCUCCUUCGGCUUCGUUCUUUAGU